Protopterus annectens (West African lungfish) is the source of this 776-nucleotide messenger RNA. RefSeq names its product centrosomal protein of 295 kDa-like. The transcript has 5 exons. NCBI's taxonomy places the organism in Eukaryota, Metazoa, Chordata, Ceratodontiformes, Protopteridae. The record is from RefSeq and is a predicted model, not a curated record. Gene Ontology annotation, cellular component: centrosome; cytosol; centriole. Gene Ontology annotation, biological process: regulation of centriole replication. The coding region runs from base 51 to 776 and encodes 241 amino acids.
AUGCCAAAACAGCUGCAGCACAAGAAGCACAACGUCUAGAAGGUUUGAAGAUGGAAGGUGAAAGAGGGCGAAGAGAACAGAUGGAAAAAGCUAGAUUACGGGGAAGCCAUGCUUUGAGAAUGGUCCAUUUGGAACAGGACAGGAAAAGACUAAUGAAGGAGCUCGAGCAGAUGCAGCAUGUUGACCUGGAGCGGCGAAGACAGAUAGUUUCACAGAUGCCACCUCAGCUGUUUGAACCUCCGUAUAGACGUAUGGAAAUUAAAGAUGACUGGCAGAGAGAGCUGGAAUUUGCCUUUGAAGAUAUGUAUACUGGUGAAAAAAGGGUGAAAGGUGACCUGAUUUUACGUCUUGAGCCACACCCUUUGCCUCUUGAUUCGGCUGGUACCCAGGAUGAGGAUCUGGAUUUAUCAUUUCAGCCUGAAAUUGUAGAGAAUAUUGAGCAGCAGUCUGCAGAAGAACAGAAAGAGGAAGUACUGUCUGAUAAAGCAGAAUCAGUUGUGGCUCCUCAGGCUCCUUCUAAACUAGCCUUGAAAAAACUGUUGAACAAAAUUAGAACACAGAAAGAUACAUGGACAUCCAGGAGCACAGAAUCAAGUGAUAGAAUGACAACUGAAUCAGGGCCGUUCAGCAGUGAAGAAAGACAUCCAGCUGUAGUACCAGUGCCUGUAAUGGAUGUUAAAUCUGCUCCUCAUCAAAGUUUACCUUAUUUCAGUCAAGAACGAGAACUGAUAGAAUAUGAAGAACUAUCUAACAGGCUAUACAUCCUAUCUUGGUAG